CAAUUAAACAAUGAAGGGAAAACCGGGAUCGCUAUACCUAGAGUUACCCACUUAGAGGCAGUUAUGAGAAUUCUGAGAUACCUGAAAUCUUCUCCAGAAAAGGGCUUCUAUUUCUCAAAACAUGGUCAUCUUAGUGUGGAGGCUUUUAUUGAUGCAGAUUAGUCUGGAUCAGUCAUUGAUAGACGAUCGACUUCUGGGUAUUGCAUAUUUGUUGGACGCAACCUGGUCACUUGGUGUAGUAAGAAACAAAAUGUGGUUGCUAGAUCCAGUGCAGAGGCAGAAUUCAAGGCUAUGGCUCAGGGUAUAUGCGAAAUGUUGUGGAUUAGACUAUUAUUGAGAGACUUGGGGAUUCAUCAAACUGAUUCUAUGAGGUUGUACUGUGACAACAAGACGGCUAUCAACAUAGAUCAUAAUCUGGUUCAGCAUGACAGAACUAAGCACAUGGAGAUUGAUAGGCACUUCAUCAAGGAAAAGCUCACUAGUGGCAUCAUAUGCACUCCAUUUGUGAAGACUGAUGAUCAACUGGUGGAUGUUCUUACCAAGGGAAUAGGGAAUAAACCAUUUUAUGGCAUUCUCACCGAGCUGGGCAUGAGAGAUAUCUUCGCACUAGCUUGAGGGGAGUGUUAGAAUAGGAAAUAAUAUUACAUAUAUUUUAUUUUAUUUUAUUUUCCUUGAUUGAUGUAAUGGGCUGGCCCAUAAUUUAUGCCUGAUGGCACUCCUAUAAUUACUCAUUAUUAUCAAUAUAAAAGGGAAUGAGGUCUCACUCAUUCCCUAUCUCUUUCUCUUCUCUAAACUUACAAAAGUUAUUGCAUGUUUAUCUAUUUGUUAGUCAUUGUAUCCUCGUCGUGUCUGCGUCUUGGUUUUUCAAAACUGGUCGUGUUAGCAUGUCUGUAUCAUGUCUUCACUAUGUCCCAUGUCAUAUCUGUGCUUCAUUAUGGCACUGUGGUUUGGGAUCAUAUAACAUAUUAAUGGGCUCUCAUACAGGCCAAGUGUGAAUGUACGCUCUCAUUUGUAAUAUUGGCUCAAGGGGUAAUAAUUUUUUGCUGAAGUUGUUUAUUUCUGUGCAGGUAAUGUUAGCAUGUGGCAAGUACAACUUGGUACAUGAUUUUUUCAAGAAGGUGCUGAAAUCUUCUAUUCCAAAUGCCUUGACUUAUAAAGUUCUUGUGAAUGCACUCUGGAGGGAGGGAAAAACUGAUGAGGCUGUAUUGGCUGUUGAAGACAUGGAAAGACGAGGAAUUGUUGGUUCUGCUGCUCUUUAUUAUGACCUAGCUCGUUGUCUCUGCAGUGCUGGAAGGUGCCAAGAGGGACUUACUCAAAUUGACAAGAUUUGUAAAGUUGCUAACAAACCUCUAGUGGUGACUUACACUGGUUUAGUUCAAGCUUGCCUGGAAGCUGGAAACAUUCAAAAUGGUUCUUAUAUUUUCAAUCAUAUGCACAAGUUUUGCUCCCCAAAUUUGGUGACGUGUAAUAUAAUGUUGAAAUCAUACCUAGAACAUGGGAUGUUUGAAGAAGCUAAAGGGUUAUUCCAGGAAAUGCUAGAACAUGGCAAUCGUGUUAGCAACAAAGUAGAUUACAAGGAGAGGGUUAUACCAGAUAUCUACACAUUUAAUACAAUGUUAGAUGCCUGUGUUAUGGAGCAGCGGUGGGAUGACUUUGAGUUUGUCUACAAACAGAUGCUGCACUACGGUUACCACUUCAAUGCUAAACGACAUCUUAGGAUGGUAAUGGAUGCAUGCAGAGCAGGAAAGGUAGAGCUGCUGGAAACGACAUGGAAGCACUUAGCCAGGGCAGAUCAGACUCCGCCACCACUUCUGAUGAAAGAAAUGUUUUGCAUGAAAUUGGAGCAAAGUGACCAUGCUGCUGCUCUCUCCUGUAUUUCAAGCCAUCAUUUUAGUGACUCACAGGUAUUCUCUCGCAAAGCAUGGUUGAAUUGUUUCAAAGAAAAUACCCAUCGCUUCCAAAAGGAUAGUCUUGUGAAGUUGGUAUGCGAGGGUAACAGACUCAUGUCGAGAAGUGGCGACUCCUCCCAGCAGCUAAUAUGUCAGAAUCUAAUCACAUCUUGUUUAGAAUUUUUAAGGACCACCCAUAUGACAGUGUUUGAAAUGUAUGAUGCCCAAAUUCUCAACAGAUUGUAUUGAAACAGUUAUUAAAUAAUUUGUUAUGCAUUCAUUCUUUUGACAAGCA
Camellia sinensis is the source of this 2184-nucleotide messenger RNA. The record is from RefSeq and is a predicted model, not a curated record. Lineage: Eukaryota; Viridiplantae; Streptophyta; Magnoliopsida; Ericales; Theaceae.